AGCUGCGAGUGCAGGGCAUCGCUUGGUUUGGAGAGAGACGCUUGCAGAAAUGAAGGCUGUUUUGUUGACGGUUCUCGGAGCCCUUUGCGUUCUAACCGAGGGCGGAGAAGUCCAUCCGCAGAAGGACUUCGACCUGCAAAGGUUUGCAGGGAAGUGGUACCGGGUCGGAAUUGCCCACAACGCAGAUUCGUUCAAGCAGUACCGGGACAGCUUCAAGAUCAAUGUGGGUGUGCUGGUCCCCAUGGAGACUGGCAGCGUCAGCUUGACCAUGUGGCAACUCAAGUCUUCUGGUUGUCACAGUAUGUCUUUCCUGUAUGAGAAGACAGACAAGCCAGGUCGCUUCAAGUACUUCAGCACAAGUUCAAAUGCAUUGAAAGACAUCACAAUAGUGGACACCAACUAUGACGAGUAUGCGCUGGUCCUCAAACACAAUCCGAGAGGAGGGCAAGGGUCCACACAGGUGGCCAUGUAUGGAAGGAAGCAGAAGCUCAGCGCAGAGCUGAUGGAGAAAUUCAAAGCGUUCUCACUGGCCCAGGGCGUACCAGAGGAUUCCAUUGUGAUUCCGCUAGUCACAGAGGACUGUCCUGAAGGUGGAAUCUAGGGUCCUUGCUUCAAACCAUGCUGCUUUGUUUAAUUCGGAGACUGCCUUUGAAUCACAGCACCUGAUCCACAUGCAAAGCCGCUCUCCUCAUUCAUCGGCGCCGUCAUCCGUUGGCUUGCUACAGCUUGUCCUGAUCGACGGCAAAUGGAACAUUCCUCAUCCCAAACGGAAUGCGGAGGCGCGGGAUCGGAGGUGUUCUACAAGCUCUGUAACCUUGGAAACCGCCAGCUGUAAAUUCCAAGCAAGUUCUUUCAUUCCACAAACCUUUUUAAGCAAUGUAAUCUUUUAAUGAAUAAAUACAGUUAAAUAAA
Molecule: messenger RNA, 912 nt
Organism: Polyodon spathula (Mississippi paddlefish)
Lineage: Eukaryota; Metazoa; Chordata; Actinopteri; Acipenseriformes; Polyodontidae
Product: lipocalin-like
Exons: 7
Coding region: 50-601 (183 amino acids)
Molecular function (GO): small molecule binding
Source: RefSeq, a predicted model, not a curated record